Molecule: messenger RNA, 1065 nt
Organism: Dovyalis caffra
Lineage: Eukaryota; Viridiplantae; Streptophyta; Magnoliopsida; Malpighiales; Salicaceae
Source: the annotation of a GenBank genome assembly
AUGGAAAUCGUCGCUUCUCAGUCUCAAUCUCACGCUUUCCAUUUUCCUCUUCGUCUCAGGUAUAAACGAUCGAGCAACAUUUCUCGACCGUCUCUAUUGCAGUUCCGUGUUCAUAAAGAACCAUUUGUUGGGUGUUCUACAUAUAAACAAGCUGUACUGAGGAAUUCAUAUAAUUCUACUCCAAAUGGUGGAUCCUGCAUUCCAAGGAAACAUGUCAAUGUACCAUGGUAUUAUUAUUUACAGGAGUUCUACCAACCCAAUCCCCAUAAACAAGUUAAAGUGUCCAGACCAGUAGCUGUAAGAUCUGAACUUGCUGGAACUGGGAUCCCAGAUUCUUCCUAUCCAUUAACAGAUAUUAAAUUAGGGUCAAAAGUUAGAGGAAUAUGCUUCUAUGUUGUUACUGCUAUUGCUGCCAUUUUCCUUAUUGUGCUGAUGAUAGCACAACAUCCUCUUGUCCUCUUGUUUGAUCAACCCCGAAGAAGAGCUCAAUUCUUCAUUGCCAAAAUUUGGGCAUCACUGACUGUUGCUCCAUUUCUGAAAAUUGAGUUUGAGGGAUUGGAAAAUCUGCCCCCUCCAGAUGUUCCUGCUGUAUAUGUUUCCAACCACCAGAGUUUUCUAGACAUAUAUACUCUUCUUACACUUGGCAGAAGCUUCAAGUUCAUCAGUAAGACCGGAAUAUUUCUAUAUCCCAUUAUUGGGUGGGCUAUGUUUAUGCUGGGUGUCAUUCCCUUGAAGCGCAUGGACAGUAGAAGCCAAAUGGAAUGUCUCAAGCGUUGCAUGGAUCUACUCAAGAAGGGGUCCUCAGUCUUUUUCUUCCCAGAGGGAACGCGGAGUAAAGAUGGAACAUUAGGUGCUUUCAAGAAAGGUGCCUUCAGUGUUGCUGCAAAAGUUGGAGUGCCCGUGGUACCUAUGACCCUGAUUGGAACAGGGAAAAUCAUGCCUGCAGGAAUGGAGCGAAUAUUGAAUCCAGGGUCUGUAAAAGUUAUCAUUCAUAAACCCAUAGAAGGGAGUGAUGCUGCAGUAUUGUGCAAUGAAGCAAGAAAUGCAAUUGCAGGCGCACUAUAA